AUGGCGAGGAUUAGCAGAGGUCUGUUCUCCGUCGAGCUUCAGGUCUCUCUCUCUACCCAGGACGCUGGGGGGCUGGUGGCGAACCACAUCGCCGUCCUGCUCUCGGGGCGGCUUCCGGACGAAGUUCUCCACUGCUUGCGGUCGUCCUUGCGGGAGCUUGUGGGGAGAUACGCCGGCAACCGUGCUUCUUCUGGGUUCAUCGGAGACGUGCGAUUCCGUGUAAAGGUUUAUGUGCCUCCGCGAGGAUCCGUGUCGUGGGGUGGUCGACGUCUCCGCCUGCAGAUCUCGGUGGAAGCCCGCGAGUUGGGACGAGGUCAAGGGUGGUCAAUGAAUUUCGGUGAAGAGGAGGAAGGAGAGCGGCGGCCGGAGGACGGCGGGGAAACUGAUGAGGACGAUGGGACUGAAGAAGAGGAUCGAGGAGUGGUGACCGUGCCGUCGUCCGCCGUCGUGACAUCCGAGUGUACCAGAGGCGAGGAAGAGAGGGAGGACUGCACCAUCUGCCUCGAGAGGAUGGCCGCAAUGGCCGAGGCCUGUCGUCUACCCUGCGGCCACAUCUUCCACGCGGACUGCAUCAGGCGGUGGAGCCGCAUCAGCUGCCAAUGCCCAUUGUGCCGCCGAUGCGUCUAUUCUUGA
Spirodela intermedia is the source of this 633-nucleotide messenger RNA. The record is from the annotation of a GenBank genome assembly. NCBI's taxonomy places the organism in Eukaryota, Viridiplantae, Streptophyta, Magnoliopsida, Alismatales, Araceae.